AUGUUCAGAGCAGAUUUUUCUGAAAUAAUAAUUGAUCUAGAUGAAGAAACAAAGAUUCGCAAAGUUGUGAGAGAGCUAAUAACAAGUUGGAUUAUAAUAAGCAUAUUGCGAACCUCUUCUCUGCGGGUAGCACUAAUAGAAUAUGAUAUUAUCGACGAACCAGUAAUAGAAGAAGAUAUGUUGAGAGAAAAUAAGAUUGAUGAAGCUUGGGAGAUAUUCUUAAGUUUAACUGGGUAUACAGCAAUAACGUUAAAUACAAUGGGAGAGUUUGUAUGCAAUACUACACAUUAUUUAAAAAUUCAACCACAUAUUAUCGUUUCGGCUCCAAAAUCUCCUCUUUUUGCGGAGGAAAAUUGGGAAUGGAUCAGGAUCGGUAAUAUAGUCAUGAAGAAGAUUAUGAUUGUCUCAAACUUAACAUCAGUCCAGGAAUCAUACAAGAAAAAUGUGUGUCAUCAUCCACCAUCAUUUUUAGGAAAUUUUUAUAGAUUGUUUACUGUUGGAACCGCAAAUCUAAAUGAUAAUGUAUAUGUUCAUGUCGAGCGAACACCAAAUUGUCCAAAUUUUAAUUUGUUAAUUUAA
Molecule: messenger RNA, 579 nt
Organism: Cyphomyrmex costatus
Lineage: Eukaryota; Metazoa; Arthropoda; Insecta; Hymenoptera; Formicidae
Exons: 4
Coding region: 1-579 (192 amino acids)
Source: RefSeq, a predicted model, not a curated record